AUAACAUUUUAAGUGCUAUAAACUGGUGAGUGUUACUAUGUAUACUGAAGAAGUGUUUCUUCAACACCUUCCUGUAUCUUUAACUCAUAAUAUCCUCAAGGCAUAAACACUGACAUUCUUUGAAACCAUGAAGACACAGAAUUUAUCUUGGGUACUUAAAAAAAUAUGAAAAAUAAAGGCUAGGUACUACAACAGACAAAUGAAAGUCUUUUCUCUAAAAAAUAUUGACCAAUCGAGUUAAGAACACAUGUAAAACUGACUGGGGUGUGCUUCUUCAGGAGACUUCCACGCAGCUAAAGCAUAUGCAAACCACAGUUUCAGCUACGUCAAUCUGCAACAUUUUAAAACCACACAAAAAGGACAGGAAACUUUAGUACAGCCAGCAACCGGCACUGCUCUUGCUGCUGCAGCUAACAAAACAACUCGUACUUCUCUGAAGACAAGGCGCUAGGUCAGCUCAGGCUGGAGAAAACACCCCAGUUCUAGAACGAUAAUCAAUCAACAAACUAUCCUAAUUCUCCUCUCCACGUUGCUGGGCAGGCGGUGGGGAGCUCGACACACACCAUGCUACUACCACCUGCAUAACAUUCGGAAUAAAAGCACCAAGGUCGAGAUCCCACCACCCCACAAAGGGACAAAAGGCAAAGUUGAAACAUCCUUCCUUUCCUUGAAAAUGAUGAACAGCUCGUCCUUCUGUCCGGUUUACAGAGACCUGGAGCCGUUCACCUAUUUUUUUUAUCUAGUUUUCCUCAUUGGAAUUAUUGGAAGCUGCUUUGCGACCUGGGCCUUUACACAGACCCCCGCCAGUCACAGGUGUGUGAGCAUCUACCUGAUCAAUCUGCUCACUGCCGACUUCCUGCUCACCCUGGCACUACCCGUGAAGAUUGCUGUGGACCUGGGCGUGGCCCCGUGGAGGCUGAGGAUAUUCCACUGCCAGGUGACAGCCUGCCUCAUCUACAUCAACAUGUACCUGUCGAUCAUCUUCCUGGCGUUUGUCAGCAUCGACCGCUAUCUCCAGCUGAUACGCAGCUGCAAGAUAUACCGGAUACAAGAGCCUGGAUUUGCAAAAAUGAUCUCAGCUGUGGUGUGGCUCAUGGUCCUUCUUAUAAUGGUCCCAAACAUGGUGAUCCCCAUCAAAGACAUCCAGGAGAAGUCAAACGUGGGCUGCAUGGACUUUAAAAAGGAGUUUGGAAGAAAGUGGCAUUUGCUGACCAAUUUCAUAUGUGUCGCGAUAUUUCUGAACUUCUCGGCCAUCAUUUUAAUAUCCAACUGCCUUGUAAUUCGACAACUCUACAGAAACAGAGAUAACGACAACUACCCGAACGUGCGCGGGGCCCUGGUCACCAUCCUCCUGGUGACCGCGGGCUACAUCGUGUGCUUCCUGCCCUACCAUGUGGUGCGGAUCCCGUACACCCUCAGCCAGACGGAGGUCAUCUCUGACUGCUCCACCAGGAUCUCGCUCUUCAAAGCCAAGGAGGCCACGCUGCUGCUGGCCGUGUCCAACCUGUGCUUUGACCCCAUCCUGUACUAUCAUCUCUCAAAAGCAUUUCGCUCCAAGGUCACUGAGACUUUUGCCUCACCUAACGGGACAAAGGCCCAGAAAGAAAAACCAAGGCGUGAAAAUGAGGAGUGAAAGACAGGCGUCUCAUGCUACUGCCUCCUGCCUUACUGGGCCUUCGAAGCUACUUGUGGUUUGGAAAGGUGGGGAAAAAAGGAAUCUUGGAAAUAAGAAAUACAGGCAGCAAGCAAAUGUGGAAGUCUCACGCAGAAACCCACUUCUAAAUGCAAGCCAAUCUCGCUCCGCUGCUGGUGUUGACACUAGUAAGUCCAGAUAUUUAUUCACACGAGAAAACCAAAAAGCGUUGUUGGACCAGUGUCCACCCUUGCAGUGUCCUUGAACUCGAGAAGUCCAGAAUAGACUCAGAAUUCACUGACAUAUCCAGAACUGACCUUUCCUGAAAACAUGUAAAAUAACCUCCCUGUGAAUUGCCAGGAAGUCCCUCAGCAAAACAACUUUAAAGGACUUCGGAUCACCUAAAAACUUAUACAAAACCACCUGUUGCCCGAUUUAUUUUUAAUUCAUCACUUUAAAAAAAAACAGUAAUCUUUCAGUCUGCUACUCCUCCAGUUUUUAACAUCUAAUGUUGUAAUAGCUAAAAAAUUCUAUUUAUAAAACAGUUUGCCAACUCGUGGAUAAUUUUUAAUGUGUUACAUGUGCUUAUAUUCAAUCUGCAGAUUACAAAGGCUUCCUACUAUUAGUAAUGAUAAAUC
Molecule: messenger RNA, 2271 nt
Organism: Sciurus carolinensis (gray squirrel)
Lineage: Eukaryota; Metazoa; Chordata; Mammalia; Rodentia; Sciuridae
Gene: Gpr171
Product: G protein-coupled receptor 171
Exons: 3
Coding region: 674-1633 (319 amino acids)
Biological process (GO): G protein-coupled receptor signaling pathway
Cellular component (GO): membrane
Molecular function (GO): G protein-coupled purinergic nucleotide receptor activity
Source: RefSeq, a predicted model, not a curated record